AUGGCGAAGGUAAAGGACACAACCAUGAUCAUCAUCGGCGUCGUGGCGUUCAUUGCCGUUGCAGCCGGUGGCUUCGGCGAGCACGCGCUGGGCCCGAACAUGACUCCCGAGAUGAAGCAUGCGUGGGGUCUGGCGGUGCAGUUUAAUCUUGUGCAUGCCGUCGCGAUGAUGGCGUUAUUUGCCGCCAUGAAGUCCAUUGACCCCGACAGCUCCGCUGCCAGACGCCUCAACCGCGCCUUCUACCUUCUGCUUCUGGGCACCACUCUCUUCGCUGGCUCCAUCUACGCCAUGGGCUUGGGUGCUCCGGGCAAGACCGUGGGGCCGCUGACGCCAGUUGGCGGCGUGACGCUGAUGACGGGGUGGCUCACCGUCGCCUUCGCUGGCUUUUGA
This is a messenger RNA of Trypanosoma rangeli, 390 nucleotides long. RefSeq lists its product as uncharacterized. The record is from RefSeq and is a predicted model, not a curated record. The transcript has a single exon. Lineage: Eukaryota; Euglenozoa; Kinetoplastea; Trypanosomatida; Trypanosomatidae. Bases 1 to 390 code for a protein of 129 amino acids.